Messenger RNA from Bufo gargarizans (Asiatic toad), 8227 nucleotides. RefSeq names its product BBX high mobility group box domain containing (gene BBX). Gene Ontology annotation, biological process: regulation of transcription by RNA polymerase II. The coding region runs from base 241 to 2805 and encodes 854 amino acids. Gene Ontology annotation, cellular component: nucleus. The transcript is spliced from 15 exons. Lineage: Eukaryota; Metazoa; Chordata; Amphibia; Anura; Bufonidae. Gene Ontology annotation, molecular function: RNA polymerase II transcription regulatory region sequence-specific DNA binding; DNA-binding transcription factor activity, RNA polymerase II-specific. The record is from RefSeq and is a predicted model, not a curated record.
GACUGCCCUGUCAGGGAGGACGGGUCCCGCGUCCAUGGCUGAGGGCAGUAAUAACCCGUGUGACUCCCCGGAAUGCAGCAGCAAGGACUUCCUCCAUAGGAUUAGCGCUCCAUGAGCAGCCCUGCCACCCUGCCCGGACCCCUCAGCUCUCGGCUACAUCGUGGUUUGGCCACUCUCUCUCGCCGUCUAUCGGUCGCAGCGUGCUGAUGUCGCCGUGCGUCAUCUCCAGGGCAGCGGAAAAUGGCGGAGCCUUUACCGGAGCCCGGACGGUACUUAUGUGAUAACUGUCCGGCUGACAUCAGAGCCCGUGUCCCGGUUCAGCUCCUUGAUGCUGAUGGACUAGAACAUGAAGUGGAUGAAGCAGAAGACGAGUCCCCUGAACAGAGAGCCCGGAGACCCAUGAAUGCUUUCCUUUUAUUCUGUAAGCGCCAUCGUUCUCUUGUGCGCCAAGAGCAUCCUCGUCUGGAUAACCGUGGUGCUACAAAAAUAUUGGCCGAUUGGUGGGCCUAUCUGGAUCCCAAUGAGAAGCAGAAGUACACAGACAUGGCGAAGGAGUACAAGGAUGCAUUUAUGAAAGCACAUCCCGGUUAUAAAUGGUGCCCAACAACAAAUAAACCAGUAAAAGCACCUACCACUAUCGCAACAAGGAAAAAGCUUUGGCCUUACCCUCAAGAGCCAGUCAAAGAAAUAGCAAGCUCCAAGAUAGUUUCAAAGGAAGAAGAAAUGCCACAGCUCAAUUUUGGCAUAGCAGAUCCAACACAAAUGGGAGGCCUGAGUAUGCUGCUUCUUGCUGGGGAACAUGCCUUGACUGCACACAGGGACCAAGCAAUGGCUGCUGACAUAGACAACGAAGAGCCAGAGGUAUCUUCAAGUCCUACGGAGUCAAAGGAGUCAGACUGCUUUCAGCCCACUAAGAAGUCUGCAUUACUUGAAAUAGCAGAGAUUUCUUCCAACACGUCCGACUCAGAUGUCAUUUCACCUGCUAAGCGAUGUGAAAAGUCUGCACUCUUCCAGUUUGCAGAAAUCUCUUCAAGUACCUUGCAAAUUAACAGUCCUGAACCUACAAAACGUUGUGGAAAGUCAGCACUUUUCCAUUUAGCAGAGAUUUCCUCAAGCUCAUCACAUUCCGAUUCAUCUGUAUCAGCAAAGCAGUGUGGGACAUCAGCAUUGUUUCAGCUGGCAGAGAUGUGCGUGGCCUCAGAAGCAGUGAAAAUCGAAAUUUCAGGAAAUAUAAAUCCAGCACAACUGAAAGCAUUGAAUGUUGAAAAGACUGAUGAAGUUGUCAUAUGCAACAGCCAGAAAGAAUGUUCUACUGUUUGUAAAGAGGAAGGACUUAGUAAUGUUACAAUUAAAACACACGGGUCACCUUCCACAGAGCAUGUAGGGGCGCACUUUGUAGGAUUCCUGAAACGGGACAAAAUUAAAAAGAAAAAGAAGAAAAACAAAACUGACCAUGAUGCUGCUGAGAAAGGGUCUCCAAAGAAGAGCUGUAAAAAGAGACAGUCAUCAGAAUCAGACAUUGAAAGUGUCAUGUACACUAUAGAAGCCGUUGCAAAGGGAGACUGGAGCAUUGAAACGCCAUCAUCUUCCCCAUGCAAAAAAGUCCGUUCUGCUAGUCCAAAACAUAACUUCUCAGAGUUAAAGCCAACAAAGAAAAAAGUGAAAUCUAAAGAGAAGAAAGAGAAAACUACCGAGUCCACCAAAGAAAUGAUGGAGCCAGAGGCCAUGAUUUUCACACAUGCCACAGAGUCUGAACUGCAAGAAGACAUAAAAGAUGAACCACUAUCUCCUAUAGAGGAUGUUCUCCAGUCACAACUACCAGAAGAGCUGAAGUUUGAGGACUGUGAGAGUAGCAAAAAGCCUGAGGCCUGCGGAUCAAGAAAGUCAGAACGCUCCUGCAAAGGUGCUCUGUAUAAAACGCUAGUCUCUGAGGGAAUGUUGACUACUUUGCGAGCGAAUGUUGACAGAGGGAAGAGGAACCUAGGGAAAGGUAGUUCAUCCGAUCAUGAAGGCAGUUGGAAUGAUGACACCUGGACCAUUAGUCAAAAUGGAAAUAAUAAAAAACUAAAGAAGACAAAAACAAAGGAGGAAGGAAAUGUUGGCUUGGCAAAGUUGGAAGAAGAAUUUGAGAAGAAAUUCAAUAGUCUUCCUCAGUAUAGUCCCGUUACAUUUGAUCGCAAAAAUGCUUCAUUCCAGAGGAAGAAGAAGAAGCCCAAAAAUGGGCAAGAUGAGGAACAGAAAGCAAACAAAGCAGGUGCUCUACAGUCACAGAAGAAGAAUCUGUUUCACAAAAUUGUAAGCAAAUACAAGCAAAAAAAGGAGAAACAAAGCACAUCAGAUAAAGCCAUAGUAGAAGACCAGAACACCACCGAUAAUCCACCAAGGAGCAAUUCCAAUCCUGUUCCUCCCAUUCCAGAGCCCACUGCCGCACAGGAACCUCUUGUGGGAAGUCAAAAGAGGAAAGCAAGAAAAACUAAAAUUACACACCUAGUUAGGUCUUUGGACUGUCAGCCUUCAUUAGGUCCAAGUUUGGAUGAUAAUCCUCCAAAUAGUUAUCAAAGUAAUUGCAGUGUGGAGGGAACGUGCAGAGCAGAGCUGACAAUCUCUGGGGAAGCAGGCGUUGACCAGAACUGCAGUAUUACCCAAGACAUACCAACUGUGUCUGCUUUCUUUAGUCUGGCUGCUCUGGCUGAGGUGGCAGCCAUGGAAAAUGUUCACAGAAGUCCUAGAUCUACCCAUACAAGAGAUGGACAGAAAAAAGACAUGUCCCAGGCAGCUGUGCUUAUAUCUUGCGCUGACCAAUGAAACUUCACUUUAUGACAACAUUUUACUCCAUAUUUAAAGAAAAGCCUUGAGCCUUACUUAGGAAGGCUAAAAUUAUCCAUGAAAUGGAGGAUGAAAUGGGCAGAUGAGUUUCACUUGAAGCCAGAAGCUGAAAGCUUGGGUUUUAUCCUUAAAGCUCAACUUGUUCUUGGCCUACUGAUGGAAAAUGAUGGCGCUAGGUUCACUGCUGCUUUCUACUGAGGCUAACAAUGGAAUGAAGACUGAAGCCGCCAGUGCUCUAUCUCCAUAGAGAAGCUCCGUGACGCAGAGUGUGAUACUAGUUUCAUAUUAUAGUUACUAAAAAAAGAAAAAAAAAGAAAUACUGAUGCACUGCACUAGAUAAUAGACAUGCUUGGUCAUUUUUGUAAAUGAAGAUUUACGUUCCAAAAAAUGGUUUAUAUAAUAGUUUAUGCUUACAUUUAUAUUGAGACUGAGUUUAAAAGAUAUAAACCGUAGGCUCAGGUGUACCGUGUGUCUUGUCUGCGACCCUUGCCUUCUGCACUUCUCUAGGUUUCUGUAGACUAUAGACCCUGCUUCAUAUCCUCAGCUCGUGCCAUAAACACAGGCCAUCUAAAUGCCACCCAUAAUGUACUGACAGCAGCCAGCGAUAUGCACACAUCCAGUGAUAAGCCUUAAUAGAUAGUAUUAGGUCUGUCUACACAAUACGCGUGUCUUCACAUCCAACCGCUUUCCGCACCUGAAAAUCAGUACCAUUCAUCUGAACAGGGCUGUGGCAAGCUCAUGGAUUUCUGCAAGCCCUGUUCAGGUGAAGGUGAAUGGAACUGACUUUCAGUUGCAGAAAACUUUCUUUGAACAUGUGAAGGCGCCAUAAAACUUAACUAUGAAGUGAUCCUAUGCAAAACGGCAUUUUAUAUAGGAUCCCAGCAUAAACAUACAUGUAAGUAGAGUUUACUACUCGGGCUGUGGCACAUAGACAUUACGUCAAAGGCGCAGUAGUAAAAUUAGAAAAGGUUUACAUGUAUGUUUGUGAGCAUUGCCAAUUCCUGUUUUACAUAGGUGUGCAUGUCACUUUAAGCCUUCAACUUCGAAGCAUAUUGAAACUGAAUUGGUGUUUUUAACCCUUCGUAAUAGUUAAUGGCUAUUAUGUGUGCUGUUUCUAGCUGACGGUAUUAAGGAUUGCGGCGCAUUACGCAGCUGUCAUGCAAUUUUAGUAGUCAUGCUGGUAAUUGAUACCGUACUAUAGGGUGAUGACCGGUGCAUCCAGAUCAGGGAUUCCUAUUAGCCAGGUCACUAACACAUUUAACUAUGCACUAGCACUGAAUGUGCGCCUCAUCAUAAGUAACAAGGGGAGCAGUAUUUGUCUAUAGUUUGUGUUCUCCAUUCCAUCUAUGAAUUUCAUUGUAAAAGGCUUUAAAGAACAAGAGGUUGAGUUGUAGUGACAAAUACAGAAAACCCCAAAAAGGCUUUCUUGUACUAUGGUAUGUAGAUGUCACGGUAUGGCUCACCUUAGCAAUGUGCUUUGAAGAACUGCAUGUGGUGAACGUAUAUAAAACGACCAUAGGAACCCAUAGGAAGUUUAGGGACUGGCGUGUCUUACUGAUGGCUGCAGUAAACAAUAUGCUUCUGUCUAGCUGCCCUAGCCAUGCCUGGAGGUUUGGUAACUGUACACGAAUACCAUAAGGGUUAUACUAACAGGACUGUCACCUCUCCGGACAUGUCUGCUUUAGAAAGUAAUUGUAGCUCCCUUGAUAUCAAUUCUUGGGAACCUAUUCUUAUAACCCUAUAUUGCAGUGAUGGCUAACCUUGGCACUCCAGCUGUGGUAAAACUACAACUCCCAAGAUGCCCCCCUUGCUUGGCUGCUCUCAGAACUCUGUAGACAUAAAUGGAGCAUGCUGGGAGUCGUAGUUUCACCACAGCUGGAGUUUCAAGGUUGGCCAUCACUGCUAUAUUGUGUUCUUCCUCUUUAAAAUAAUAAACUGCACCAGUCCAGCUCACCAGAAGACACUAAAGCACGGCUAAGGGUUCAUGCACAUGGCCGUUGUGCGGCGUUCCGUGCAUUAUGGACCGCAAUUCAUUCAACUUGAAUGGGUCAGUGAUCCAUCUGCACCAUAAAAAAAAUAGAACAUGUUCUAUUUUUUGUGGUGCGGAGGCACGGACAGAAACACCACGGAAGCACUCCACAGCUCCGUAUUGCAGACCCAUUCAAGUAAAUGCGUCCGUAUCUGUGAUACGGGGACCACACGGCCGGUGCCUGCAUAUUGCAGACCCGCUGUUUGUGACCCGCAAUGCGGCCACGGCCGGGCAACGACCAUGUGCAUGAGGCCUCAGGCAUAUGGUAACAUGUGAAAAAGAGGAACUCCACCUUCCAUAAAAUAAGACGAGCCUCAUCUAUGUGUUUCAGGUCACCACAUCCGACCCUUACUCAUGACAUAUACAUCAUGAGUAAGGGUCUGAUGUGGUGUAGAUGGUGCUUGACUUCUGUAUUUGGAUUUUACAUACUUGGCAAAAAAAAAAAAAAAAAAGCUAAAUGUUAUGGAAGCUGGAGCUCAUCCUCUUUGAGGUGUAUGAAUGAAUUGACAGCUGGAGGUUACCAGUUUUUGGGAUGUGUCCCUAUACAGUCUGUUAUUGUCCAGGGACAUUCUCCUUUGACAUAAGGAAUAGUAAUGUCCAACUGUUCAUUUAUUCAUAAUUUCUAUCACGAAUAAUAGAGGAACACCACACUAAAGAGGAGAAUGAAAUUUAUUGCUAAAACAGACAUGUCAGGACGGGUCCUCUACCCCCUCCUAUGCUCCCUUCACUGGGUCGUGCAGCCCCGUCUAGCUGUAGGGCUGUCUUCUUCUUUACGUGGCCUUGCCCAGUGCUUCUUCAUAUGGCACUUGUGGUGAAGGUGAUUGUGCUAUGCUCCUCUAUGUCUCUAUUGUGUGUAAUACAGAGUAAGGGGUAUUUAUGCAAGGUCCUAAUAUGCUAGAAGAGCCCAAUAAGAUUAAGGAUUAAGGCUCCAAAGCUACGUUACUUUAUAGCAGACAUCUGAAUGUCUUCCAGUUACAGAAGGCUUUUCUUAUGUGAUAGCCCACUUCAGCCUAGUUUAGACAACACAAAGCCAUUAUUUUAAAGAUUGUGGUCAUGUAUAUACUGUAUCAUGUACUUCACAACAGAAAUUGGAAUCUACAAUAGUGUCUUCUGUAUCUAAAAUUGCUUGAUAAAGUUGUUUCCAGAUUUGAGUUUAUUGUUAUAGCACUGCCUAGAUAUUCUAAGGAAAAGCCUUUUACAGCUCCGCUUCCUUAUUCCAGCAUUGUCCUCUCACCUGUACCAUGCCGAUAUGUUGAGCUUUGGGGGUACUGUUACAGCAAUAACUUGUUUGCCUUUUUUCUAAUGAUGAAAUACUUAGCUUUAAGUAGACCCUCUGGUCAUGUUACUAUAGUCCAGAAGGUGGCCCUCCAAUUCCAUGCCGUCUUUAGAAGGUUAGGGUUUGGCUCGUUUGUUUUCAGUAGUACUUCAAAACUAUGUAAAAUGAUCCCGAGCUUAGAUUAACGGUGGAGUUACUGGAUCUGCUUGCACAGCCAGUAUUCUGUCGUCUUAUGCAAUAGUGUGGUCAGCAAAGUGGAAAUCAUUAACUUGCACAGAAGGAAAAUCUUCUUAAAUGCAGUGUCCCCCAGGUGAGUGGCUCUUCUUUCGUUUAGUCCCUAGCUUUUAGCUAUUGCAGCUGUCAUGCUGUUGCUGAAAUGUGGAACUAUAAUUAGAUGUAGAACUUGGCUCCAAGAUCACGAUCAUAUGACAGCAACUGUACACCUGACUGGGUACUAGCAAAAUAGCACUGCCAGGGGGGCACUUUUCACACAAAGUAUUCUGUUUGGUUGAUUUACUCUUAGUAUAACCAGUUUAAAUUUACAUUUAUCAGGUUGAGGUCAAUGUCGAUGCAGUGUUUAACUAUCUGUGUAAUAUUGGUUUAACCAGGGUUUUUUUAAUACUUAAAGGGAGUCUUUCACAUUGAACAUGCAGUCUGAUUUCUGCAUAGCAUGUUAUAGAGCAGAAGGAGCUGAGAAGACUGAUAUAUAGUUUUGUGGGGAAAUAUUCACCAUCUUCUAACUCAUUCAUCAAAAUCCCUGCCUUUUCUGAGCUUAGGCAUUCAGUGGGUGGUCCUAUUCACUGAGUGACAGCGGUGUCCAAUAGGACUGCCCACCGGACAUCAAAGCCCAGAAUGAGCAGGGGUUUAAAUCCAUGAAUUAUAAGCCAUAUGGAAUCUUUUACCUUAAAACUAUAUAUCAAUCUGCUCAGCUCCUUUUGUUCUAUAACAUGCUACACAAAGACUGGACUGCAUGUCCAAGAAGAAGGCAACUGUAGGACCCCAGAAGUCUUUUCAGGAGAGGCUUCCGACAUCUUGUGGUUGCCUAGGCAACAAGACCACCUGCUCCCUUCUGCCACCAGUUAUAAGUUUCUUAUGGCAAACUUGUCAUUGGCAGUACACUUCAAUGUUGCUCGGCACUUAGUAUAUUUAAACGUGGCACACCAGUUAAAACAGCUUGAAGAUGCCAGCUUUAAACCAACAUAGCAUCGGCACUACUACUUGGCACUAAGUGUUAGAUCAGUGUGUUAUUACUUGAGGUAUGGCACUUCAGGAAUUAAAAGAAGAUAAAAUUCUGAAUUAUAUUAGUUUAUUUUUGGUCCUGCACAUUAACAAUGGUUAUGAAAUACUCCUUCCCGUGAUUCCCUUAGAUAUCUCUAUUUUUGUCAGAUUGCCCCAAGUAACCUUUCAAUACUGCUUCUAGAUAUUUCUGUAUGACUAUGGUACCUUUUUUCUUAAAACAGGAGAGAAAAUAUCCUAUUUUAUAUGUGAAUUACUGAGUUACUAAACCUAAGUGGCUUUCCCUUAGAGUAGUGUAGUGACUGUUUUUUGAAACUUUUGUAGAUAUUGCUUAAUUUUUAAGCUUCUAGGCACUAAGUAGCAGAAAUCCUGCAAAGCUUUAGUUAGUUUUUGAGAUAUUGGCCAUUGAUGGCUCUGAGUAAGUGAGUUUCAGUAGUUCUGUUCGCUAAUGCACUGAAUCUUUAGACAAGGCAUUGGUAUAAUCAGGUAAUAACUAUUAGCACAACUUCUUAACAUUUCACUCCAACAUUUCCUGAUUUGUAUGUUUGUAUAUAAAUAGAGCAUAUCCAAGUCUCUAAUAUUUUAUCCCAGAGCUGGCAAGACUGUAAGAGUAUGUUCACACAGGGCACAUACGCUGCAGAUUUUCCAUCUGGCUUUGGGUCUGAAUCCACAGUACAGUAGUAAGUGGAUGAGGCUUUACAAAAACUCAUUCACACCCUGUUUAAACAAAUCUGUGGUGCAGCUCUUAAAGGGGUUAUCCCAUGAAAAUCAUAUGUAAUCUAGUACAUGACCAAUCUCUUUCUAGCAAAGCUGGAACCAGCCCUGCACCGCACAUGGAUCCAGAGAUCUCCCCAUUCAUU